Molecule: messenger RNA, 1215 nt
Organism: Caenorhabditis briggsae
Lineage: Eukaryota; Metazoa; Nematoda; Chromadorea; Rhabditida; Rhabditidae
Gene: Cbr-unc-96
Product: Protein CBR-UNC-96
Exons: 10
Coding region: 1-1215 (404 amino acids)
Source: RefSeq, a predicted model, not a curated record
AUGUCUGGCACGUCAUCAGCCUUGAUCGAAGAAGGAUUGUCCUUGUUAAACUUGAAAUCCUCGCUGAGUCCAAACGUUCGACCAGUCAGUCCGGAUUUAUUGGAACGUGCUACUCCAAGUCCUGAUUUCGGACUUUCUUCUCAUACUGCAGAUGGCGGAAAAGUUUUGUUGAGAAACGUUUGUGUACUUGCGAAAGUCAGAACUCCAAAGUUCAAGAGAAUAGACUUUGAUGACAGACUUGAAGAUUUGAAUCCAAACAAGCCGGCAUGGAAAUCAUGGCAAGAAAACAUCAAAGAUUCUUACAACAAGGCAAAAGUGAGUGCUGAGAAAAAACGCGAAGAAAAUGAAUUCAUGGAGAACAUGAUGCUGGGACGACCACGUCCAAUUCGUGGAGAGAGUCCAUACAGAAACUUGUCUAUGGAAACAGGAUUCAUUCCAUCAGUCCGAUCCCGUAGCAGUGUGAUGGGUCCAUCAUUAGCUGAUCGCUCUCGUUUGGCAACUUCUUCGUCAUAUUCAAACAUGUUCAACGGUAAAUUCGGCAUUUUCAUCUGUUUAUUUAAUACUUUAUUCUUGCAAACAGCUGGAUCUGGACCAUAUGCAGCGCCAGCUCUGAGCAUUUCUCAAGGAAUCGAAUCGAGAUAUGAGGAAAGAGCAAACAAUGUCGAGCUAAUGCUUCUUAAAACAGCAUCACUACCGGAACGCUAUAAAACUAUCACAACUCGUGAGUUCCGAAAGGCCCCAGACCCGUCUGCCGGAAGCUAUUCAGAGAAAGAUGACUAUGAUUUUUCGCAUUACACAACCGCUCGUCCUUAUUACUCUCGUCCAAAUCGAGAUGAUCCAGACUAUUUUGAUUUUGAUCUCCAACAUUCUGUUGAUAUGUUUAAACGUCCAGAAGGAAAAUACACGCCAAGAAGACCGCAAGAAUGGGAGAACAAACUGAUUUCUGAAUCUGCUUCGAAAGGUACUGCACCACUUUCCGGACACAUGUUCACAAAGCCUGAUGUUGAUUGGAGAAACAAUGGAACUUCAUAUUUGAGCGCAGCUCUCCGUACCCCAAAAUUCUGGGAACAAAGAUUUGAGAACAUUGGAAAACAUGUUAGAGACAGCAACCCUAUCAGUUUGGAGAGCAUCAACAGAAACCGUCCAGUUACUAGCCGCUUCACCGAUUAUCAAGAUCCAGAUUACGACGAUUAUGAGGAUCCGUUGGACGAUUGA